This is a messenger RNA of Camellia sinensis, 3660 nucleotides long. Lineage: Eukaryota; Viridiplantae; Streptophyta; Magnoliopsida; Ericales; Theaceae. The record is from RefSeq and is a predicted model, not a curated record.
AUGGAUCAUCAGAAUACCACAAUAGGUGACAACCAAGAGAACAAUACAGAUGCAAACAAAACGAUCCUCGUCACAAAACAAGUUAGGUUAGUGCGAUUCAGGGAUAUAGUGGAAACUACUAUAUUUGCAGCUCUUUACGCUUUGCCUAAUCAGCAUGCUGGGUAUGAAAAGCUCAUACUCAAAGUUAGAGAUAUAUUGCACCGUAACAUGUGGUCAUCUCACUUCUUUUCGUUCAUAUUGUUCACAUUUGGGUUUUCAUCUGGUUUUCUUGCGGCAAUGAUUCCACUAUGGAAAAUGGUUAUGGAAUGGUCAUUUUAUUUCCGAGCUUUUAUGCUUGUUACUACGACUGGAUUCUAUAUUCAACUAAAAAAUAAUGGGAUGCAACCCAUGGAUCAUCAGAAUACCACAAUAGGUGACAACCAAGAGAACAAUACAGAUGCAAACAAAACGAUCCUCGUCACAAAACAAGUUAGGUUAGUGGGAUUCAGGGAUAUAGUGGCAACUACUAUAUUUGCAGCUCUUUACGCUUUGCCUAAUCAGCAUGCUGGGUAUGAAAAGCUCAUACUCAAAGUUAGAGAUAUAUUGCACCGUAACAUGUGGCCAUCUCAUUUCUUUUCGUUCAUAUUGUUCACAUUUGGGUUUUCAUCUGGUUUUCUUGCGGCAAUGAUUCCACUAUGGAAAAUGGUUAUGGAAUGGUCAUUUUAUUUCCGAGCUUUUAUGCUUGUUACUACGUUUGGAUUCUAUGUCAUUUUUUGUGUUAUAUUGAAUGAGAAGUUGCCAAAUUUCACCUUAGGCAACAUUCUAGAUUUCUUGGUGGUGUGGCUGCUUGGUUGUUCUUUGGUCUUCUUGGAAGUUGCAACAUAUGCUAUAAUAUCGAAGGCCUCCGGUCAAAUUACUGAGUGGACCAGAGAAGAAGAUGAGAAACUGCUUCACCUUGCUAAGCUCAUGCCCACACAAUGGAGAACAAUUGCCCCAAUUGUGGGUCGUACUCCAUCUCAAUGCCUUGAACGCUAUGAGAAGCUCCUUGAUGCAGCCUGUGCAAAGGAUGAGAACUAUGAAGCAGGUGAUGAUCCCCCUGGAGAGAUUGAUCCAAACCCAGAAUUGAAGCCUGCGCGUCCAGACCCUGUUGAUAUGGAUGAGGAUGAGAAGGAAAUGCUUUCAGAAGCACGAGCUCGGUUAGCCAACACUAGGGGCAAGAAGGCAAAAAGGAAAGCCCGGGAAAAGCAGCUUGAAGAGGCCAGGAGGCUAGCUUCUUUGCAGAAAAGGAGAGAACUAAAGGCAGCUGGAAUUCAAACUAGGCAAAGGAAAAGGAAGAGGAUGGGUAUUGACUAUAAUGCUGAAAUUCCCUUUGAGAAGAAGCCUCCUCCAGGCUUUUUUGAUGUCGCUGAUGAAGAUCAACCAGUGGAACAGCUCAAGUUCCCUACCACCAUUGAAGAACUUGAGGGUGAAAAAAGAACUGAUAGGGAAGCAAGAUUAAGGAAGCAGGAUAUUGCAAGGAAUAAAAUUGCACAGAGGCAGGAUGCCCCAUCUGCAAUACUGCAAGCAAACAAACUAAAUGAUCCAGAAGCAGUCCGGAAGAGGUCAAAACUGAUGCUUCCUGCACCACAGAUUUCAGAUAAUGAAUUGGAGGAGAUUGGGAAGAUGGGUUAUACCAGUGAUCUCCUUGCAGGGAGCGAGGAACUCAUUGAAGGGAAUGGUGCAACUCGUGCUCUACUUGCAAAUUAUGCUCAGACACCACGACAAGGAAUGACCCCACUACGGGCCCCUCAGCGAACACCUGCAGGUAAGGGUGAUGCUAUUAUGAUGGAAGCUGAAAAUCUGGCCAGGUUGAGAGAGUCUCAGACACCGUUACUUGGAGGAGAAAAUCCAGAACUGCAUCCUUCAGAUUUUUCUGGGGUCACUCCUAAGAAAAGGGAGAUCCAAACGCCAAACCCAAUGUUAACUCCUUCAGUGACUCCCGGAGAUGGUGGUAUGACACCAAGACUUGGCAUGAUUCCAUCAAGGGAUUCAUUUGGUCUUACUCCAAAAGGAACUCCAAUUAGGGAUGAGCUUCAUAUUAAUGAUGGCGUGGAUAUGCAUGAAAGUGCAAAACUUGAGCUCCGUAGACAAGCUGAUUUGAGAAGGAACUUACGUUCUGGUUUGAGCAACCUUCCACAGCCCAAGAAUGAGUACCAGAUAGUUAUCCAACCAGUCCCUGAAGAUAAUGAAGAACCAGAGGAGCAUAUUGAAGAAGAUAUGUCUGAUAGGAUGGCUAGAGAGAAGGCUGAGGAAGAAGCGAGGCAACAAUUGUUACUUAAGAAGAGAUCGAAAGUGCUGCAGAGGGAGCUCCCUAGACCUCCCGCUGCUUCAUUGGAACUAAUUAAAAAUUCUUUGACAAGAGCUGAUGAAGACAAGAGCUCCUUUGUUCCCCCAACUUUGAUUGAGCAGGCUGAUGAAAUGAUAAGAAAAGAGCUUCUAUCCUUAUUAGAUCAUGAUAAUGCAAAGUAUCCACUUGACGAAAAAGUGGACAAGGAUAACAAGAAAGGAGCCAAGCGGGCUGCAAACAGAAGAUCUGUUUCUGUCCCUGUGAUUGAAGACUUUGAAGAAAAUGAGCUGAAGGAGGCUGGUUAUUUCAUUAAGGAAGAGGUUCAGUUUCUUCGCUUGGCAAUGGGGCAUGAGAAUGAGUCCCUUGAUGAGUUUGUUGAAGCACAUAAAACAUGUUUAAAUGAUAUCAUGUAUUUCCCUACUCGUAAUGGUUAUGGUCUAUCUAGUGUUGCCGGAAACAUGGAGAAACUUGCUGCCUUGCAGAAUGAAUUUGAGAAUGUAAAGAAAAAGAUGGAUGAUGAUACUAAGAAGGCACAACGCCUUGAGCAGAAGAUAAAACUUCUUACUAAUGGUUGUCAGAUGCGAGCUGGGAAACUUUGGUCACAAACUGAAGCAACUUUUAAGCAGAUGGACACUGCAGGAACAGAACUCGAGUGCUUUCAAGCUUUACAAAAGCAAGAGCAGCUGGCAGCAUCACAUAGGAUCAAUGGCCUCUGGGAAGAAGUUCAGAAGCAGGAGCUUGAGCAAACUUUGCAGAAACGCUAUGGGGUUCUUGUAGCAGAGAAAGAAAGGAUCCAAAGCCUCGUGGAUGCUUUCAGAGUACAAGAAGAAGUUGCAGCAAAAAAUCGUGCUCUUGAGUUGGCCAAUGCUGCAGCAAAUGAAACUGCUGAGCCUCCAGCUGAUGAAAUUCCAAGCCAAGAGAUAGAUGCUGCUCAAGUACAAGCUAAUGCAAAUCAAAAUUCUGCUGUCAAAUUGAAUAUUAACUCUGACCUUACUGAUGGAGAUGAGAUUAUUAUGUGUGGUGACACUGUCAAUGGUACUAUUGGUGAGAAUUUAACGAGCCCAGAAGUUGCUGGGGGGGAUUUAUCAGCUAAGGAUCAGCAGAAUACUGGGGAAAAUGGAAUCAAGGAUAAUAUCCUGACCAGGCCAGAAGACAUUGUCCCAGAAACAGCUGAAGAUGGUAAUGCUGAUAAGGACAGACAAGUUUCUAUCGAGGUGGAUGGUUUGUCCGAAACUUCAGUGAAGGAGGCAGUGAUAGUGAAGAAUAGCUUGCAAGAGGAUUCAUUAGUGGUCCCACUUUUGAAAACUGUCUAUGGUUUUGUGACUGAAUUCUAUGUUCUUAGGCGGCUUCAUUAA